CAAUCCUCGCGGGCUACUUGAACCGAGAGAAAGCGUCGCAUGUUAUCCCGUGUCAAUGGAGGCUAGCUAGCUCGGUGCUGUUUAAACCCUCGUUGCCAUCUCAACACCGACUAUUUAGCCUGCGAAGCUAGCAGCUAAUGCUAGCCUCCCGUUAGCCGUCCACACAGGAUCCUCUGCAGCUUAUUCAGAUUUAUAUUAAUGCACAAGAGGACACAUCAGCAGCAGCAUUGUCAGCACCCCUUUUAAACAAAACAAACAAACUAAUACGAGUUCAGACUUGUGUGUUAAAGAGGAAACAUGUCCGAAGCUAGCGAGCUGCACAACCAGGAGAACAUGCUGUCACGACUGAGAGGCUCCAUGAAGCUCCGAGCUGCUGCUGCUGAGAACCAGGAGAACCUUCCCCCGAAACAAGCAGCUGCAGCCGGCGGGAGAACCGUGCUGGGGGCCCUGCAGAACAACCAGAGGAGCAGGAACCAGAACCAGAGCCAGAGAGGCUCCAAGCAGGAGUCGUCGCAGUCCUGCAAAAAUGAAGACCUGGGUAAAAGCUGCUCGGAGAAGCCUUCCACCAAGCCGGCGGCUUUCCAGAUUCAUAUGGAUGAGCCAGAUGGAGCCUGCAUCAAGAAGCCACAGCAGGUGGUCAAAGCCAAGUCCAUAUCUGAAGCCAUUGAUGCUGUGGCACAGCUCCGACAGCCCCUGGCCACCAUCGAUAUGCCAUCAGCAAUGGAUCUCAGCUUUGACUCUCCCAUGGACAUGUCUGUGGUUGAGGGGGAGGAGAAACCAGUCGAUGUAAACGAGGUCCCAGAAUAUGCUGCUGAAAUCCACACGUACCUGAGAGAGAUGGAGAUAAAAACCAGGCCCAAGGCAGGCUACAUGAAGAAGCAGCCUGACAUCACAAACAGCAUGAGGGCCAUUCUGGUGGACUGGCUGGUCGAGGUGGGAGAAGAGUACAAGCUCCAGAGCGAGACGCUCUAUCUGGCUGUAAACUACAUCGAUCGCUUCCUGUCCUCCAUGUCUGUCCUGCGGGGGAAACUUCAGCUGGUUGGGACUGCGGCCAUGCUGUUGGCUUCGAAAUUCGAAGAGAUCUACCCCCCAGAGGUGGCAGAGUUUGUUUACAUCACAGAUGACACCUACACCAAGAAGCAAGUGUUAAGAAUGGAGCAUCUGGUGUUGAAAGUGCUUUCGUUUGAUCUGGCAGCACCAACCAUCCAACAGUUUCUCACCCAGUACUACCUUCACCAGUCGGUUAACAAACAGGUCGAGAACCUGGCAAUGUACCUUGGUGAGCUCAGUCUGGUUGAUUCAGAUCCCUUCUUGAAGUAUCUCCCAUCACAUACAGCUGCUGCAGCCUACACCCUGGCAAACCACAUAGUGACAGGUGGCUCAUGGCCCAAGUCCUUGACAGAGAAGACGGGUUACUUACUUGAAGAUCUGAUGCCAUGUGUUGAGGAUCUGCACCGAACCUUCCUCGGUGCUGCACAGCAUGCCCAGCAGUCUGUUCGGGAGAAGUACAAGGGCCCCAAAUACUCAGAAGUUUCCCUCAUCGAGGCUCCAACUAAAUUGCUGCUGAACUAACUUUUUCCCCUUGUCCAUGUAGAGUUUUGUACCCUUGUCAGACAUUAAUAUUUUUUUUUUUUUUAAUGAUGUGUGCUACAAUUUGAAUGGCAUGGCCUGCUCUUCUUGGAGUAGCGCUGUUUAGAGUUUUUAAGGUAUUUUUAUACUCAAUCCUGACAUUCAUACCAGACGCUACAGUUGUGUUGGUUAAUCAAGCAGUUUUAAUGUUUUACUCUUAAUCACAGACAAAAUGUAGAGGUCUUUGAUCUACAGCAUCAAACUCUGAUAGACCUGUGAUGUACUAAAACCCAACUGUUUGUUCCACUUUUUUUUAAAAGGUCGAGUUGAUGGCAGUUAUUGCUGCUGGUUCAUCUUGAGAGGUGCAACCUUUAGGGCCUCAUGGGAUGCACAUUAAAGUACAUUUUGUCUGUAAUGGAGUCAGCUGUCUCAUUACACUGGUGUUUUGGAAGUUAACAGCUUUUUCAAAGCACCGUCUGCACUGUAAAAUAUGGCUCUUGUAAAUAAAAUUCAUUU
Messenger RNA from Anoplopoma fimbria (sablefish), 2085 nucleotides. RefSeq names its product cyclin A2 (gene ccna2). Gene Ontology annotation, molecular function: cyclin-dependent protein serine/threonine kinase regulator activity. The coding region runs from base 298 to 1572 and encodes 424 amino acids. NCBI's taxonomy places the organism in Eukaryota, Metazoa, Chordata, Actinopteri, Perciformes, Anoplopomatidae. Gene Ontology annotation, biological process: regulation of cyclin-dependent protein serine/threonine kinase activity; mitotic cell cycle phase transition. Gene Ontology annotation, cellular component: cyclin A2-CDK2 complex; nucleus; cytoplasm. The record is from RefSeq and is a predicted model, not a curated record. The transcript is spliced from 9 exons.